Messenger RNA from Geodia barretti, 930 nucleotides. The record is from the annotation of a GenBank genome assembly. Lineage: Eukaryota; Metazoa; Porifera; Demospongiae; Tetractinellida; Geodiidae.
GGAAUUCCCAAGUGUGUGUAACAAUUCAGUUGGCACUUCCUUCUUCGAUCACCCUUGUCCUCACUCUCCCACUGGUAUUUUGUUCGUCGAUUCGCCGGCCCAGUCACUUUUCUCUACCGUGUGGUCUGACAAUAAGGCGACCACGGAGACGGGUUCGAUCUCACUCGCGCAGAAAAACACCCGUAGGAGCCACCCGACCAAUCGCCGCCAAGAAAGUUAGAGAGGAAGGGACGGAGAAUGAGUAGGCCGAAGGACUCGCGCGUGAGAGCUCCGUCUUUUGUUGACGGCGGCGCCAAUAGAGGAGGCCAGUCUGCCACACAGGGCGGAAUGAUGCGCGUUACAAGUAAAAACGGGAGUCGGGUCACUCACGUGACGGCGACGGUGGGAGCUCCACCUGACAGGCAGGAGGACAUCAGCUACACGGACCUCAGGAUCAUCGGGAGUGGGUCCUUCGGGGUGGUGUACCAGGCGAGGCUCCUGGAGACCAACGACAGCGUGGCCAUCAAGAAGGUCCUCCAAGACAAGAGGUUCAAGAAUCGAGAGCUACAGAUCAUGAGACGACUCAGCCACUGCAACAUCAUAAGACUGCAGUAUUUCUUCUACUCAUCGGGAGACAAAGUUAGUCCCCCCUACCCCUCCCUCUCCCUCUCUCUCUCUCUCUCUCUCUCCUCUCUUCUUCUCUCUGUAUGUGUUGACAGAGCUCUCCACUAGCUCUGCCACUAAGGCUAUCACAGCUGGGGCAGAAACACAAUCCUCUCAUUAUGAUAUAUAUAUACCACCACCACUGACCUCAGGCUAUCCACUAGAAAGAUAACUGUUUGUGUUAUCAGACUUCCCCAUUGCAUUGAGAGUGUCUUCUGGGACUUUUGGCUUUUCCUCAAAUUUACCGUUUUCCCUUGAAUUGUAGCUCUGUUUCCUCCUUAUGUUCAC